Messenger RNA from Bursaphelenchus xylophilus (pine wood nematode), 3646 nucleotides. NCBI's taxonomy places the organism in Eukaryota, Metazoa, Nematoda, Chromadorea, Rhabditida, Aphelenchoididae. The record is from the annotation of a GenBank genome assembly.
AUGCAAAGUCUGAAGUCCUCCACGGUUCCUGUGCUCUCUCGGCGUCAAAAACCAUUGAGUACGAAUCAUCUCUUUUUACGCUGUGUAUGACGCUCGAGCUGUAGCUGUUAAAAUAAUUUUUUAGUAGUGUGUGUCCAGAAAACUGAAAGGAGACGGCAAGAACACUAUUAGAACCACAGAUUACGAACCUUUCAUAAAAGAAAGGGAAUCUUUCUCUGAUAAGAGUUGGCAUUCUCCAAACAAUGACCUUAAUUAGGCUCCUGACUUUUUGUUUUAUUCUAGUACAAGUUGCCAACGGGUUUGUGCCCGAUAUUGCUAUCCCGGUUGUCUUCGAAGAUGAUCGAAAAAUUUCGAGGGAUCUACUGAUCGACUUGACCAGUUCAUCCAGUUUUGUGCUUGAGAAAAGAGCCUUUGAAAAGUCCGUUGGAAGAAACAACACCUACGAACCUGAGGCCUCAAAGACCUUUAAGAAAUUGUCUGCGGGAAACUUGUCGUACGACCAGCCAUACAGUAAUCAUCAAGCGUUUGCUCAUGGAUAUUGGGGUGAAGAUGAACUGGCGAUAUCAGGAAUACAAUCGGAAGGAAGAUUCUUGGCGGUUAACAGGACUGUUGAUGGGCAAAUUACGCAACGGUUUAGCGGUAAAUAUGCGGCUGGAGUUAUUGGAUUUUCACAGAAAUGGGGAGUGAAAACUUUGAGAGACGGAGUGUUCAGAAGGAUCAGCAAGAACUUGUGUUUCUAUACCAGCUAUAAUGAGGAGUAUGUAAUGAGUUUUUGCUUUUUGACAACGUUCAGAUCUUAAUGAAAUUUGGCACUAUUACUAACGCAGUUUGUAGCCGCAAAUUUUCCCACACAUGAUUGUAAAUUUCAGAGCUGCAGUGACUACCGUCUCAUUGGGAGCCCAAGGCAAAAACACAAAGGAUCACAUUGUGUCGGCACCAGUUCAGCGCAACAUGGAAGGCCUUUGGCAGGUUCUCCUGACCUCCCUGAAGAUCGGGAAUUACAAUUUGGCCAGCCGGAAUUUUGCCAUUUUGAGCACUCUCACCGACAAGAUUGUGGUCCCGGAGAGUGUGUUCGGCAGCAUUGUGCGAGCCGUGAAAGCCCGCUUCGACAGUCGGCUUCAAUUAUACACAGUGGACUGUGACUUACAAACACAACUGCAAAUCGGAAUUCAAUUUGAGACCAUAACUUUGACGACACAUACGUUUAUUCAGUCCAAAGAUGGGCAAUGCAUUCUGAAUAUCCGGCCGCACAAACAGCCCACGUAUGUGCUAGGCGCGGCUGCAUUUGUCGACAAUGGAGUAUGCUUGGAUUUUUUCGACAGCAUCGUCACAUUUUUCCGACCCCCAAAGCUGGAGAAGCUCGUUGCAAACUGCUCUAGACGCGUUAGCAUAACGAAAGAAAAUGUUGAAUUUGAAAAUGUAGUUCUUCUGAAAUAAACCGUUAUGCAUCGGAUCCCAACAGAUUAGAGGAAACUUUUUUCUAUUGUAAAAAUCAACAAUUUUUGCGCUUACAGGUGAAGUAUCCAAAGAGUCACUUUCAGAUUUACGAGCUUCUAGCUCGACCUUUGCAGAAACGAAUUAGGUUUUGAGGUCACAAGAUGCAAAAACCCAAUGUUUUCGGCGAAUUUCGGCUUGUCCAUUUCCCCCCUAUGGAUAAAGUUAUCAACAAAAAAUUAAUUUUUCUCACGCAAAACUCUGCAAAUUUAUGGGCAAUUCAAUAUACCGGCAAAGAGCACGCAAAAAUUUUCAAGAAUUGAUAUCUGGAUAUACCGGGCGUCUGUUCAAAAUGUAAGAAAAUAUGAGCGUCCUGCUUCUAGACCUUCAGUUUUUAAUGACAAAAUAAAACAUUGAAGCAGUUUGAAAACGGAUAUUUGAAAAUAUUUUAAAAAUUUCUAACGAUAAGCUGACUUUAAGUCAUUCAUUCAAUGUUUAUUUUCUCAUAAUGUCGCUAGUUCCGGAAAUAAAGCCUUAUCACAAAUUUUCCCCACUAAUUACCUCAUUCGUUACAAUUGAUAAUAUAUCAAGAAAUAGAUGAUAAAUAUUAUCAUGAAAUAGAUGAGAAAAGGACUUUUCGUUCAAAAACGGUUGUUUUGCUUCAGCGAAUAUUCACAAAUGCGUCAUGUAAUAUCUUUAUUUUUAUUUCUAAUCCUCAUCAGCCUAACUGUCUCUCAGUAUCCCACAUUCACGUAUAAUGUCAAAUUAACCGGUGCGUCGGAAAAGCACAGAUUUGCAAUCGACGUAUCUACAUCAACUUCGUUUAUCUUGGAGCGAGACGCCUUUAAUGCAUCUGCUGGCUUUGAAAAUACUUUUGAACCCGCCGACUCUGGCAGCUUUGAGAAAGGCGAAAUCUUUUUUCAACAAUACAAUCUUCCGUACAACAAGAGAUACACGGUUUUGACGGGAUAUUUCGGCGAAGACAUUAUGAAUUCGACGAGUGGAGUCAAAGAAACCUUUGUUGUAAUUAACAAGACAAACAGCAACGAGAUUUUAAAGACGUUGAAUGGAGAUGACUGGCUUGCCGGAAGACUGGGGUUUGGGUUGACAAGCCCGGAGAAUCGGACUAGCAGCCUGGGAUAUUCGCUAUUGACGAAAAACGAAGCCAUUAUGUGUCUGCUCGUGGACAAAGUAAAGUAGGUGAAAAUAAAAGGCGCUACAACUUUUUGGGUCAGCGACAGUUUGGAUCAACAAUAUAGUACCAUGGAUUGCUUCGGUUAGUCGUUGUAUUUGAGAGAGGAUGGGAGAAGGCUUAGUUAGCAGAAAUAUUAUAAGACUUCCUUGGUCCUAGGGUGGCCUAUCACCUAUUUUGAGGUGUUUUACAUGUACUCACAUCAUUAAUAUUUAGAUAAAAGUCAUGUAUCUUCGUUUUCUGCCACAAGUUUUGAUUUUUAUAUGUGAUGAUACAAUAACUCGGGGUGAAGAAAAAUAACGUUAGUAUUAGUCAAAAUUAGAAAAAGUGGGAAUAUUGCAAGUCUUCGCCGAGCCUUCGCCGAGUGUCCGCCGACCAUCCCACGGCUUUUCCAGCCCUCGUAGGAGUUUCUGACGACCUUUUUUUGGGGAUCCACCUACCCGACGCUCCGUAUCGAUCGAUUUUGUGUUGACCCAAACUGUUGUCGACCCGAAAAGUCGAGACUCGAACGGAUUUCGUGCAGAAUGGCAUUUAUUUUUCAGGCGGACAACUACAGUUACCUUCCAAAAGCCACCACUUGGAGAAGAGAUCGUCUGCGAUUUCCCCGAGCCGAAUAAUGAAGGCCUUUGGGAAAUCAACGUUUCAGCCGUCGUUUUUGGAAAAUUUAAUCUUCCAGCCAACUAUACGGCUGUUUUGAGUACGACCACAGCGCAGCUUCACCUCCCAACCAAAGCCUUUAAUGGAAUUCUCAAAGAGCUGAAUGCCACAUGGAGCGACGAACAUCAAACGCACGUUACUAACGUUGAGAUUCACACUGGCCCCUUAGCGUUGAAACACGGCGACGUUGGAGCGCUAGAAAUCAUUUAUGGUUCGUUUACAAGGAGAGUUUGCGACGUGAGACUGAUCGACAUACGAGCACACGACAAGAACGUGAUUGUUCUGGGGAUGCCCUUUUUCACUUGCAACAAUGUCUGUCUUGAUUUUGACAAGGCAGAGGUCAGCUUCAGCAAGAACUAUUAG